UCUGAUUCAUCAGUUACAAAUGGAUGGACAGCUCUACUUACAAAAACUUCAUAAGACUGUACCAGACUUUCUUCUGCUUUAGAAAUUUUCUUGCUUACUGUAACAAUUGCUUGCCCAUUGCUGAUACAAAUUCGGAGGGUUGACCAGAGCUCAAAAGUUCUCUGCCUUCUCCUACUAAUUUUCAUGGCAAAUUUUCAUGGGAGCCAAACAACCACCCAAACCCCACCAUCCGCCGACGUCCCAUUCUCCGGCCUACGAGGUGCUUCUCCGAGCUGGUCCACGUCUCAAGCCCCUCCAACAGGUCCACGCCCACCUCAUCGUCUCGGGCUCCGGUCGUAGCCGAGCUCUCCUCACGAAGCUCCUCACCCUGGCGUGUGCCGCCGGCUCCAUCGGCUACACUCACCGGCUUUUCCUCUCUGUCUCUAACCCCGACUCAUUCCUCUUCAAUUCUCUCAUUACAGUAACCUCUAAGUUCAAUUUCCCUUUGGACUCCAUUCUAUAUUAUCGUCGUAUGGUAUCAGCAAAUAUUUCACCGUGUAAUUAUAAUUUCACGGCUGUGAUUAAAUCAUGCGCUGAUUUAUCGGCUUUUGGAAUUGGCAGAGGAAUUCAUAACCAUGUCAUAGUGUACGGUUUCGGAUCAGAUUCAUAUGUUCAAGCAGCUCUUGUUACUUUCUAUACGAGGUCUUAUGAUUUGGGCGUAGCGCGUAAGGUGUUUGAUAUAAUGCCUGAGAAAACUCUGGUAGCAUGGAAUUCGAUGAUUUCGGGUUAUGAACAAAACGGGUUUGCUAAUGAAGCAAUUGGAUUGUUUUAUCUGAUGAAAAACUCGCAUGUUGAACCGGAUUCGACAACUUUUGUGAGUGUGUUAGCAGCUUGUGCACAGGUGGGGGCUAGUGGUUUAGGCUGUUGGGUGCAUGAGUAUGUGCUUGUCAAGGGUUUUGAAGUCAAUGUGGUGCUUGGUACUGCUUUGAUUAACAUGUAUGCUAGAUGUGGUAAUGUGAUCAAAGCACGAGAAGUUUUUGAUUCAAUGAAAGAGAAGAAUGUUUUUGCUUGGACAGCUAUGAUUUCCGGGUAUGGGGUACACGGUUACGGCAGACAGGUGGUGGACCUGUUUCAUGAAAUGAGAACUCAUGGUCCAAAACCUAACAAAAUAACUUUUGUUGCUGUAUUAUCAGCAUGUGCUCAUGCCGGGCUUGUUGACGAAGGGCGCCUUGUACUUACAAGCAUGGAGGGUGAAUAUGGAUUGGUUCCGGGAGUGGAACAUCAUGUUUGCGUGGUGGAUAUGCUUGGGCGUGCUGGCCUGCUCAAUGAAGCAUAUCGGUUCAUCAAAGAAAAUACACUGAAACAACCUGCUCCAGCAGUUUGGACAGCUAUGCUUGGCGCGUGCAAGAUGCAUAAGAAUUUUGAUCUUGGAGUGGAAGUUGCUGAGCACCUCCUGUCCAUUGAUCCAGAAAAUCCUGGCCAUUAUGUAAUGCUUUCAAAUAUUUAUGCUCUAGCUGGUAGAAUGGAUAGAGUGGAAAUGGUUAGAAAUAAAAUGAUAGGAAAAUACUUGAGAAAACAAGUUGGGUAUAGCACAAUUGAGGUGGAUCACAAGACUUACAUGUUUAGUAUGGGUGACAAAUCUCAUCCUGAGACAACUGAGAUUUUUCAGUAUUUAGAUGACUUGAUGUGUAAGUGUAGGGAAACUGGGUAUUUUCCCAGUCAUGAGUUUGUUAUGCAUGAAGUUGAAGAGGAGGAGAGGGAAUAUGCGCUCAGAUACCAUAGUGAGAAGCUUGCAAUAGCAUUUGGACUAUUGAAGACCGGUCAUGGUGAGGUGAUCAGGAUUGUGAAGAACCUCAGAAUGUGUGAGGAUUGUCAUUCUGCAAUCAAGUAUAUUUCAGUUGUUUCCGAUAGAGAAAUCAUAGUUCGGGACAAACUUCGUUUCCACCACUUUAAAGAUGGUUCAUGCUCUUGUAUGGACUAUUGGUGAUGCUCACGAUUAUCCACUUUUGCUUGUUUGUGCAACAAUACUGAUUAUUGAGAAGAAAAGGUGCUUAAGUUCUUUUCAUUGAUCUUUAAUUUAUAGAUGAACUUAACUGAUUCAGAUGAUAAUUUGAGAUUGAAUUCUUUGUUGUUGUAAAUAAUGUGUUUAACAUCUUCUACAAAUUUGAGAUUGAACUCCUACCCCAACCAACAG
This is a messenger RNA of Carica papaya (papaya), 2173 nucleotides long. RefSeq names its product Pentatricopeptide repeat (PPR) superfamily protein. Gene Ontology annotation, biological process: RNA modification. NCBI's taxonomy places the organism in Eukaryota, Viridiplantae, Streptophyta, Magnoliopsida, Brassicales, Caricaceae. The record is from RefSeq and is a predicted model, not a curated record. Gene Ontology annotation, molecular function: zinc ion binding; protein binding; RNA binding.